This is a messenger RNA of Desarmillaria tabescens, 2989 nucleotides long. RefSeq lists its product as uncharacterized. The transcript is spliced from 3 exons. NCBI's taxonomy places the organism in Eukaryota, Fungi, Basidiomycota, Agaricomycetes, Agaricales, Physalacriaceae. The coding region runs from base 83 to 2920 and encodes 945 amino acids. The record is from RefSeq and is a predicted model, not a curated record.
CGAAGACAUCUGCUUCCGUCAUCUUCCAGCAGCGACUGUCGCUGUUGCCUACCUUCACACUUUCACUUCGGUGUCGAAACUCAUGGAGAAACGCGUCCUGCGGGUCCUAUACACUGUGAACAAUUCUCCUCAAUAUAUCCUUGCACGCUCGCCCCGCCCCGUUACUGUUUCUCUUCUACAGCCAACCAAUGGACAGCACUCGGGUGGCAUCGGAUAUGCGAGCGUGUCCCUCAAGGCCUGUAUCGAAACCAUCUGCACCACCAGUCCGGAACUCUUACAGAGUGAUAACCGCGACUUCUCGGUAUAUGUUCUCGACCCUCUCGAGUCGGAAAGCGCUCCCGGGCUAGUCAAUAUUCCCAACGAGGCUGAGGGGUCCAAAAUGAAUGAAGGGCAGGUUCGAGGUGUCGCCGUAGGUCUAGGUUUGAUGUCAUGGGCCCUUGCAGCAGAGGGUGAGGAAGCACUCGUCAAUGGCACGUUGACUCGAACCGGAUCUGGGCAAGAGGCACUUGAGGUCGUGUUUGCUCUUCGUGAAACGGCUCGCAUAGAGAAGGCAUCCUUUCCUGCUGCCAUACAAUCUUGGAAUAAGAAGAGCGUUAAAGCACAGGGUAAGCAGCCUGAGGUCGACACCGCAGCCACCAUUGCCGCUAUUUUGAACCGACCCAAGAAACCUAGAACGACGAAGAACGUCGAUACAUUGCAAUCGUUACCUGAAUCAGAGAGGAUCUAUAGGUCUUCUUCAGUAUAUAUCGGACCACCGAAAAAAAAGCCUCCAAAUUCUACUACGUUCGCCAGGGCAUUUUCGACCCCGGCACCUGCCCCCACCGCUUCCCUUACUCUGGCUGCCACCCAUACAGAUACUACAGUAUUAAGUAGUACUGCCACACCUAUCGUUGCUCCUACACCACCUGCGAUUCCUACGUCUACAGCACCGACGCCUGGUCCUUCGACAAUCUCUUCUUCGUCUAUUACCAAGAAGAAAAAGACGAAAAGACGGAAUCAAUCACCAGAUGGACCGCUAUAUACUCGUACCACCCUUUUCAAGCGCACAGUUUCUGAACCACUUCCCGGCCCCAGUGCAAUGCCGGCGCCGCCGACACCUUCUCUCACGGAUAUUUUCUCCCAACUAGCAUCCACUCCCGCGAAUAGCACUCAGAAUGCUGCCCUGCUCGCUACCAUAAACGCUAUUGACUCGGGAAAAGGCAUUGAUGAUAACCCUGCAUUAGUUCAGGCCUUACAAGACCUUGUUACAGCGUGGCAAGUGGCACCUCCACCUGAGCCUGGCAGAAUGGCCCCGUUGCAACCUUCUAAUCACCGAAUUCCUUCUGAUGAUGACGCUGUCGUUAUUGACAAAGAAAACGUCAAUCCGUCUCCCUUCAGAAGGCGCGUUGGUCAAGACGUAAAAGACUCCAAACCGUCACAGACCUCAGCGGUCCCGCAACGGACAAGUCUUGGCGGGUAUCUACAUACAGACGAGAAUUCACGACCUACACAAAGGGCGACCGAAAGUAAUGGCGGUUCCAUUUCGAGGAAACGUACGCUGGAUGAAUUCAUGGAGGAUCGCGAGUCUCAUUCUGAGAGACAUCGACGACCCACAUCACAUAACGUGGUUCCAUUUUCGUCCCCUCCGCGACCGCGACUUUCUCAGACGGAACCUGGCGGCUCAAGAGGGCGCCCUAUUUUCAUUCCCGAUUCGCCUCAGGCUCCAAAGAUUGCUGCGUCCUCUCCGGUCAGAGAUGGUACACAAUCAACUGCACGUCGAAAGUACGUAGUCCCAGAUUGGGCGCGUACAGACACUGCCAUGCAACCGAGGCUUUCUGAAGAUGCCCGGCGUGUGUUGAAGGAAGCGGAGGACAAGAAACAGGCAGAGCGUGAAGAGAAGAGGCGACUGGAACGAGAACGACGGAGAACUGGUAGAGCACAAGGUCGACAGCCUCGUGAAAAUGCAGAGAACGACGCGCCAACCUCUGCUACUAAUGUAAAGUCAUCGUCUCCCCCUCGGCCUGUCGCCGCUGUCAGCACCAAUUUUGCUAUGGUGUCGACGGCCUGCGAGAAUCAUUCUGUGUCUAGUCUUCUAACAAAGUCAAGGUCACAGACACCUCCCCCCAGCCAGGACAUGGCGCCUCCGUGCACGCCUCCCAGGAGAAAGUCUCUCGACACCCCAUCGACGCCUUUCAGUUCAUCUCUCUUUACUCCUCUUGCCGAUUCUUGGAAGAGUCCUCUUGUGAGCCCCUCUACGUCACCGUCAUAUGGUGCGAAAGGCAAGCUCUCUUCGCAAGAAAAGGACCUGAGCGAAGAGCUUGAAAGCGCGUUCGAAGAGCUUAACUCUCUCCCGCCUAGCUCUGUGCCGGAUGAACAUAGUGAAUCUUCACCCGAUACAGAACACCAGCCUAUUCCUAGCGAUACGAAGCAGUUUUGGCAAGGCCUUCCACCCUCUUCGCCCCUACAGCCUAGUAGUCCUCUCGAGGAUGUCGAUGACGACAGCGAUCGUGAAAUCCCUAUCGCCACUUCAGACGCUGAAGACGGGGACGGGGACGAGGAAGAUACGGAUAUAGACAUGGAGAGCCAGCCACUCUCUUCUACACCCAAAGAAGUAAUUCCUUUACCUACGGAUCUACCAGCAUCAGGUGAAAAUAGCACCGCUGUUCCUCCCUGGCAGGAUCAGCAACCCAGCGAAGAUAUGGACAUGUUCGAUAUGUUCACUAACGUGGACUAUGGAAAUAGUACCACUUUCGCUCCGGAGGGACUCGAUCUAACAGAGUUCAUGGAAUCUAUGAAGCCUCUGAUCCAGAACCAGCUAGAUAUUAGCCCGAAUGGGCAGGGGAGCUUUGAUUUUAAUUGGUUAGAUUCCGGUGAGGGUGACCUGGACCACAGUCAGUUGGCAGCAUCCGUGCAGGAACUAUUCAGCGGGUGUUUGAUGUAGUGAGCAGCACGGUUUUGUCGCAUAGAACGUAUUAUUUUUCAUUUGUUCAUCAUCCCAUCACAAUACAGC